AUGGCUUCAGAAGCUCGGCUUUCCUUUUCUUUUGCAGUACCUGGGCACUCUACUCUGUUGAUCACUGCUUUGUUUAUCUUGGCCGUCCAAUGUCCUGGAGGAACAACAGCCUUCCCAACAAUGUCUCGCUCCAGCCUCUUUGCCAAUGCAGUACUAAGAGCCCAGCAUCUUCACCUGCUUGCCACAGAUACCUUCAAGGAAUUUGAGCGCUCCUACAUCCCAGAUGACCAAAGGCAGUCCAACAAGAACUCUCAGUCUGCCAUUUGUUCCUCUGAAAACAUCCCUGCACCCACAGGGAAGGACGACGCACAGCAAAAAACAGACAUGGAAUUGCUCAGGUUUUCGCUCACUCUCAUUCAGUCAUGGCUAAGUCCUGUACAGCACCUCAGUAGGAUGUUCACUAAUACUCUGGUCUUUGGUACAUCGGAUAGAGUCUAUGAAAAACUUCAGGACUUGGAACAAGGAAUUCUGGCUCUGAUGCGGGAACUGGAGGAUGGGAGCACUUGGGGCCUUCAGCUUUUCAGACCUAUUUAUGAGAAGUUUGAAUCCAAUCUCCGGAAUGAAGGCUCAUUGCUAAAAAAUUACGCUCUCCUGUCCUGCUUCAAAAAGGACCUGCAUAAGGUGGAGACCUACCUAAAAGUGAUGAAAUGCAGGCAUUCUGAGGAAAUUAACUGCACAAUCUGAAGGCAGAAAUUUCCUACCUCUCCAUCACUUCACUUCUUGUGCCAUUUCCUAACACUUGCUGGAGUGACUGUGUCGCUGAUCCCUCUGUUAUGACUUCCUGCAACCCUGGGUCAAAUCAAUAAAGUGUAUUGCUUUUCCUAGCUCUUUUAUUUUGAGUGCCAUCUAUAUACUGUAUACCCUUAUAUUUGUAAAAUGUAUGUGCAAUUUUGCCUCCGAAUAAUAAAUGCUGUAAGCCUAGCCUAUGCAAAAGUUAUCUGACUAUAAAUAAAAAAAACUUUCAUUUUAAAAGAAUCACAAUUUUAAAUUGAUAACUGCACAUUCUGAAUGCAAUAAACAGCUUUCCACUCUACUUUCCCCAUCACAAUGCAAAAGAACCCUAUGAUAAUACUAGAUCACAGAUUUUUAAGGAAACUCUGGGAGAAUGAUUCUACCAAUGGCCAUAAUAACUAUGGGUGGAUUUACAUUGCCAUAUAAUGAAAUUUAAAUUGUGUUGAAUGACAUUCCAUUCCAGUAUUGAUCCAGCCUACUAUAAAUGCAACCUACCAGUCUAGGAGCGGUAUAUCUAGAGGGAUGUCGACUUCCCCAACACAUCUGGCUGGCUAAUGCUAUAAAUAUAAUACUAGACAAUUUGUAUAAUACAAAUUGUUUUUGAGAUUGUUAUAUAAAACAAUAUGCAUCCCCUCUUUUACUACAAUGAAUAUUCAAUCCUGUAGUAUAUAAAGCUGGGAGAAUGGUAGGGAAUUAAAAAGGAGUAUGCUUCUAUUGUUAUUGAAAUAAUAUUAUAUCUAUAGUGAGUUAAUAAGUUUCAUUAGGCUCAGUGUCUAUAUAUAAGAACUUUAAAAAAAAUUAUACCUUGUAGAGCAGAGGUGUCAAACUCAUGUUCAUCAAGGACCACAUCAAUCUUAUGGUUCUCUUUCAACGGCCGUUGGA
Molecule: messenger RNA, 1614 nt
Organism: Anolis carolinensis (green anole)
Lineage: Eukaryota; Metazoa; Chordata; Lepidosauria; Squamata; Anolidae
Product: somatotropin
Exons: 5
Coding region: 1-684 (227 amino acids)
Biological process (GO): positive regulation of growth; animal organ development; positive regulation of tyrosine phosphorylation of STAT protein
Cellular component (GO): extracellular region
Molecular function (GO): growth hormone receptor binding; growth factor activity; hormone activity
Source: RefSeq, a predicted model, not a curated record